AUGGCUGCACCUGCUGAGAUUACGGUCAAGGACCUCACCGGAGACUGGGUUAUGAACAAAACCCUCUCCGAUGACACCGACGCCGUCCUAUCCCUCCAAGGUGUCGGCUGGCUCACCCGCAAAGCCGUCGGGCUCGCAACCAUUACCCUCCACGUCAAGCAAUACAAUGAUGACGCUGGCACCACCCACGUCGACAUCGACCAGACGCUCACCGGUGGCAUCAAAGGCACCAGCGAGCAGCGCCAAUUAGACUGGACCGCGCGCGAGCACGAGGACCACUUGUUCGGCAAGGUGAAGGGCCAGUCCAGAUGGGCUACCCUGGACCUACCCGAAGACCCCUUCCUUAAGGAGGGCUGGAUUGAUGACGAUUCGGAGAAUGGCGGACCCGAGGGACAGAGGCAUAUUGAGAGCUUUGUGGUUAACGAGGAGAGGGGAUGGGAUGCUAGACAGAUCUGGGGGUUCGCGAUCAUUGAUGGAAAGAGAUAUUAUACCCGGAGGGUGGUGGUCUCCAAGGGCAAAGAGGUGUUGAAGGUUAGAUUGGUUUAUGAGUAUCAGGCAAAGAACUAG
This is a messenger RNA of Venustampulla echinocandica, 567 nucleotides long. RefSeq lists its product as uncharacterized. Lineage: Eukaryota; Fungi; Ascomycota; Leotiomycetes; Helotiales; Pleuroascaceae. The coding region runs from base 1 to 567 and encodes 188 amino acids. The transcript has 2 exons. The record is from RefSeq and is a predicted model, not a curated record.